Molecule: messenger RNA, 537 nt
Organism: Fraxinus pennsylvanica
Lineage: Eukaryota; Viridiplantae; Streptophyta; Magnoliopsida; Lamiales; Oleaceae
Source: the annotation of a GenBank genome assembly
AUGUGGAAAGCCCUUAGUGGGAGUUUAAGUGUUGAUCAACGCAUUAAAUCAGUAGGCAUUAGUCUUGCAUCAAAAUGUGAUUGUUGCUCUACAGGUCACGAGGAAAAUGCAUCUCAUGUUCUAAGCUCUGGAGACUUUGCAGACAAGGUAUGGAGGAAAGUUGGAGCUUUGGUGGGUGUGUGUUGGAGAACAAAGCAAAUUCGGGUGGUUUCAUGGAAAAAACCACAUCACAAUCGAGUGAAACUCAAUGUGGAUGGAAGUAGUCUUGGGAAUCCUGGACAGAUCGGUGGGGGAAGAUUGAUUAAGAAUGAAAGAAGUGAAUUGGUUUCAGCCUUUAGUAGUUAUUUUGGUGAAGGGACCAACAAUGGAGCUGAACUGAGAGCACUCAUUGAAAGUUUAAAACUACGUAGUGAGUUGGGUGUUAAUCAUAUUGACAUCGAGUGCCACUCAUCGUUGGUGGUUUCAUGGGUUUCAUCUCUGAAGUGCUCUUUGUGGUAUCUAUGGGACUUCUGGGAUAAUCUUUUGAAUUUAUUAUAA